UUGCAGGAGACUGGGCCAACGAAUGUGGGAGAUGAAUGUUCAGAUCCAACUAUAAUGAAUUACCUGGGAGCCAGAAAAACGACCGUGCUGGGAAACAAUUUUUCCGAAUACCAUGUGGACGACCCACCUCGCCUGGUGCUGGACAAGCUGGAGAAGAUCGGCUUCCGCGUGCUGUCCAUGACGGGCGUGGGCCAGACGCUGGUGUGGUGUCUCCACAAAGAGACGGAGUGA
Molecule: messenger RNA, 231 nt
Organism: Menidia menidia (Atlantic silverside)
Lineage: Eukaryota; Metazoa; Chordata; Actinopteri; Atheriniformes; Atherinopsidae
Source: the annotation of a GenBank genome assembly